AUGGCAGACCUCGGGACACCCCGCCUUGGGGCGCCCCCUCCUCCCGAAACCCCUGCCCCCCCCCCAUGGAGCAUCGCCCGCCCCUGGAAGCCCCUGCUGCCCCCCACGGAGCGCCCCUCACCCCCCGCCGUGUGCCCCUCUCCCCAAGCCUUUAACCCCCCGUGGCGCGCCCCCUUCCCCCGGAAACCUCAGGCUCUCCCCGGACCGUGCCCCUCUCCUUCCCGAGUCCCUACCCCCUCCCCGGGAAGCACCGGCCCCUUCCCCGCCCCGGGCGCGCCUCCUGCAAGCCCCGGCCCGGCCCAGCAGCGAGGGAGGCUAAGCGCCCCCGAGGCUCCCCCUCCCCCCGGCUCCCGCGGGCCCUCCCGGCCCUGGCUCUUGGCCGGGGCCGGGCCCGCCGCAGCCUCCCGAGCCGGGCCGGGCCCGCCGGCCACCCCACCCCGCCCUCCCUCCCACUCGGGGCUCGCGCCUCCGAGGAAGUUUCGCUCCGGAGAGCGAGCGAGCGCCCAAGCACCUCAGGGGAACGGCCGCCGCCCGCCGCCGGGCUCCUCUCGCCGCCGGGCUCCGGCCGCUGCUACGCCGCGCUCCGCUCGCUCGCUCGCCUACGCCGAGAGCAGCGCCAGCGCCCUCCGCCUUCCGCCUCCGCCGGCUGCCUUCCGCGGGAUCCUCCUCCUGCCACGGACCGAGAGGCUUAAAAUGGCGCCGCACAAGGAGCUCUUAUACGGCGCGCAGGCACCGCUGUAUCCUGCCGCCGAGCCGCAGCAGCCGCCGGCGCCGCGCGGAGCGUUCCGGCGCGCGGGGGAGGCCCAGGUUUGCCGGGACGGGGUGCACGCCCCAAGCCGCCCCCGGCUGCGUCCGCUCGCGGACGGCCGGGGGAGCCAGGUGGCAGAGAGCGGAGUACGCGGUUCCAACUCGACCCCCGACGUCUCUCCUGCCCUGGCUCCACCGUCGCCGGGCCGGCCUUGCACCCCCGCUUGCUCUGCUACUGAAUCCUAA
Messenger RNA from Sarcophilus harrisii (Tasmanian devil), 993 nucleotides. RefSeq names its product vegetative cell wall protein gp1-like. The record is from RefSeq and is a predicted model, not a curated record. The transcript has 3 exons. Lineage: Eukaryota; Metazoa; Chordata; Mammalia; Dasyuromorphia; Dasyuridae. The coding region runs from base 1 to 993 and encodes 330 amino acids.